Mytilus californianus (California mussel) is the source of this 10866-nucleotide messenger RNA. RefSeq names its product ankyrin-1-like. The transcript is spliced from 5 exons. Bases 3582 to 5990 code for a protein of 802 amino acids. Gene Ontology annotation, molecular function: protein binding. NCBI's taxonomy places the organism in Eukaryota, Metazoa, Mollusca, Bivalvia, Mytilida, Mytilidae. The record is from RefSeq and is a predicted model, not a curated record.
UAUUUAAAAGUUGAAUCUACUGGUGAAUUUAUGUAUUUCACAUGUUCUAGGGACGAAAACAUACAUUGGAUUUACAUUAGAGAUACAAAAAGCACGAAAUGACAGAGUUGUUUUCCUAUAUAGGGUUAAAAAUUAGAACAUACAUAAUUUCACAAAAUCUUGUUUAUCUCAGAGAUUUUGAAGAAUUUAACUCAAAUAUGAAGUUUUAUAAAUAUUUCAUGAAGAUUGAGAAAAUCCUGGGCCUAAACUAUGAUGAGUCAGCAUAAAUUCACAGUUUACAGUACGCAUUGUUUACUUAAAGACCUGAAUUAAAAAUAAAUUCAUAAUAUAUGCCUAUUUGUAAUUUAAAUUGUUUAGAAGUGCUUAUAUUUACUCUUCGCAGUCAUUGCAACCCAUUGAUCCUUCUUAAAUAUUUUUGGUGGGGUGUUUUUGUCCUAUCGAUAACCCAAAAGUAAGCCGUAACACCUAAAUGUGCUUUUUGUGACUGCGGCAUAAAAAGUACAAGCUAGAAUUACAAUAAGACCCCAAUAAAACUUACAAUAGUGUGUUCUAUCCUAAAUAUGUACCAAAUAUUCCACAUCUCUAGAAACAGGGAAAAAAAUUAGGAAAUGUGAGGCCCCAGGGGCAAAAAACUGAGAAAAAUGCCUCCCCCUGGUUCAUAAAACAGAUAAUUUAACUUCUAAAUGCUAGGAUUUUAUUAUUUUAAAGGUCUUUUGUAAAGAAAACAAUAACUGUGCUAGGAAGUUAUGCAAAAAUCAGAUGUAAGCAGUCAUUUCUAUCAAACUUUUAAUGAAUUUAUGCACCAGACUGAUAUCUUCAUAAAUACAACUUUUGCAAAUAUGGCUUUGUUUAAACACUUCUAGUUCAUAUAUUAACUAACUUAUGUUAGAUAUAUGGUUAGGGAUGAUACUGUUGUAACAUGAAUUCUAAACUGACCAUUUGAGGCAGAAAUUGUGAACUUUCAUUGACAAAUAGGCAUACAGUAAGUUGUGGACUGGAGACACAGGCAGGAUUGGAUACUUUGUAUAAUCUUGAAUGUUGGAAUGAUUAACUACUAAACAUUACAUUUAUAGUAUUUUAAAAUGCUUUCAAUUUGUUAUCAGAAUAGUUUCAGACAGGUUUUAGACAGUUCAUGUCAGAAAACAUACACAUAGGGUAAGCUGGCAGUAAUUAAAGUCUUGUUUUCAAAUUCUUUAAAAAAUUAAAACAGUGGUAGGGGUAUAAAUGGUACUGUAAAAGGAAACUUAGAGUAUAUGCAGUGAUUUCUGUAAGGCUAUAAUUCUGAUAAAUAAGUAUUGUUGUGAGAAAAAGUGUUUUUAGAGAGUUUUCUAUUUGAAUAAAUGUUUGUUUGGGUUGCACUUUGUAAAUACAGCUGUUUCUCAAACCACGCCUCUUUUGGGGAGAUAUAUAAUAUUCAUAGAUAUGUUAAUUUGUUAACGUACUGGUUCCCAUUUAUGAUCUCUGUGUUUCAUUUCAUAGAGACAUCACUUGGGAAUGUAUCCAGUAUAGAAAAACAUGGUAGCGCCUAAAUUUUAAUUCUUAGGAGGUCCAAAAAUGGAGGUAAGGGUAGUAUAGAAUUUUAGUAUAAGUUUAAACUCUUAGAAGUUCAGGGCAUAUAAAUGUUGAAAAUAUGCCGCACAGCCCUAUAUUUUGACCUUUGAAUAAAAUAGUAGUGCAUAUAAACUUUCCGUUCUAGGAUAUUAUUUUUCACGAAACUUCAUAGUAAAAGUGUUACAGUUUUAGCCGCAAAGGGAGUUCCUAUGGGAAAUUGCAUUGUCUAUAUUUACAGAAUUGCAACCUCUAGUGGCAGACCAGCUACGGUGAUACCAGAAGAAGCAGAAAACUAUCUACGUAUUGCUAACCUUUUAAAAAGAGUUGCACCUUCUACUAUCCGGAUACAAUUUAUCAACGAAUUUCAUCCUGGUGGAUUAAAAUCAGUUUUAAGUAAAAACAGAUUAAACAUCUUAGAACCCCAGAAAAGAAAGAGAAUAAUAAACCAAACGCAAUGGGAUUUGUUAUUUCCAGUGACAGGAAAUACCUCUUCCGAGUUUUAUGAUCUGACAUUAAUGAUAUGUCUGAUGAAACAUGUAAUUGACAUAGAGGUAGGCGAUAAUCUACCGUUUCCUAUAGAUCAAAAUCUAUCAAGGCUUAGAUACUACAGAAACAAUAUCAUGCACAGCGAUGAUGGUACUUUGUCAUAUUCAAUUGUUAAUGAGUGGUUGAAAGAAAUAACUCAGGCAAUUAUAAGACUUGGUGGCACUAGAUUUGUCGAACUUUGCAAUCAUUUGAAAGAACGUCAUCUGGAUGCCAAUGAUAAGGAAAUUAUCACGGAGCUAAAGAACAGAAGUAGAAAUUUAAACCCGUCCCAAAGGGUUUGAGGAAAAUUUGCGAAGACACAGUAGGUGAAUGGAAAAAAGAAAAUGAAGCAGAUACAAGAGCAAUAAGACGAUUAAAUGAAAUAAUUGCAACACAUAACGUAGCAGUAGCGGUUGGACCAUCGGGAUGCGGUAAAUCUACUGCAAUUCAUUACAUUGCCUUGCAAUUGGCUUUGAAACACGAAUAUACCAUAAUUAUUGUAUACAACCCUGAAGAUAUAAGACAGUUUUACGAUCCAGAUUGUAAACAAGUUUUUUUGAUAGAUGAUGUGUUUGGCAUAGCUACAUUCGAUGAAAAUAAUGCAAUGAAAUGGUUAGAAAUGUCCAAUGACAUCAAGAAAAUUCUAAAUUACAAUCAAACAAAGCUGUUAGCUUCGUGCAGAACACACAUAUUUCAAAACCGAAUAGCUAACACUAUUGAUGUUUUAUCAGACUUUAGUUGUGACUUUAUAUCAGCCGAUUAUUGCUUAACCGAAGAUAAAAGGGAAUGCAUUGCAAGUUUAUAUUUAACAAAAAAGGAAAUAAGAGAUCUCAAAUCUUCAAAUAUUUUUCAAAAUUUGACUUUUUUCCAGUUCUUUUUUGAUAUUAUUCUAAUCAUAAUUCGGGUUUUAUAGUUAUUUUUUUUUCAAAUCCGAUACCAGCCGUAGAGGAUGAGCUGUAUUUGCUUUUCACAGCAUCUGAUCAAAUCACGUUUGCAACGUUAUUUCUGUUUGUUGUCUUUAAUAACUGUAUUCAGGAAAAUCUAUUUAUUGAAAAAAUAAAGAUCAAAGCAAAACUUGAAGACCUAUCUGAUAAUUUUAACGUAAAAUCAAAGUUCUCAGUUGAAAUUGCAAAACUUGAAAAAAAAGAUAAACGCUGCAUACACAUACAUCCAUGAUAAGGUAUUUGAGAUUUUUGUGCAUUUCUGUGGUAUACAUGUGUUUGACUUUAUGCUGGAAGUAGCACACCAAUGUGUCAUACGUGAUCGUUUUGUAUUUAAAAGUUUACCGAGAGAAACCAUCAAGCAUGCAAAUGUAGUGGAAAUCGCGCUUGAAAAGGAAAACAAAUAAUUUUGAAAGAUUGAAAAAAGAUACAGAACAGGGUUUAUUACAAAUUGUUUUCUCAAAUCCAAAUUUGAAUGACGCAGUAUUUCGUUUUAAUUUCAUAACCCGUAUUGUAAAGGAUAUAGUUGUUUCAUUACCAGCUAAAACGGUAUUUUCAUUGUUAAUGUCUAUGAUUGAUCUCGGUUUUUGCGACAUUGUAUCUAUUCUGUUGACAAAAGAUAUAGAUUUAAAUCAGAUACAUUGGGAUGGCGAAACUGCUCUGUUUAAAGCUGCGUGUAAAGGAUACACUGGUAUCGUUGAACUACUGUUAAAAAAAUAUGCUGAUCCAAAUGUUCAUGCUUGUUUCAAUUUUUUAAAUCACAUUGAAAAGGUACAUCCUGGUAUUACUGUAAACGGUAUCUAUGAUAAAUGGCCCACUUUAUCUGCGUAUUCUCUCCCUUCGAACAAAAUUGACUUUUGCACAAACGUAUGUGUAAUUAACUCCGAGCCAUUAGCUUCAAAAAUACCAUGCGCCAUCGGUCCAUUUACUGUUAAAACAUACCUGAAAGAGCUUGCCAGUAGGAAAAAGUCUCAUUUUGAGCGAUGUGAAACGUACAAAGUAUCACCACUUCAUAUUGCUGCAAGUAAACGUUAUACUGAAAUUGUAAAAUUAUUAUUGGAGCACAACGCUCAAACUGGUUUUUCGACUAAAAAUCGGCUGAUAGCUUCUCCCUUGCUUAUAGCUUCAACUCAAGGUUACACAGAUAUUGUUAAAUUGUUGUUACAGAAGAAAGCGUAUACCAAUAAACCAGAAAUAAAUUUUAACGAGAAAGAAUACAGUCAGUCAAGUUUCGAGGCUUCUUUGCAUAUGGCUGUUGAGAAGGGUUAUUAUGAAAUUUUAGAAUUACUGCUUAAUCAUAAUGUUGAUUAUUUUCCAUACGACGAAAAUUUACGAAUGAGUACGUCACAUACUAAUUUCAAUAUGAAGUUUUAUUUAAAUAUGCUUUCAAUUGCAGCUUCUAAUGGUCAUUAUAGAAUACUAAAAUUGCUUUUAGAACAAAAUUCUGCCUCAAAUUUGUGCGAUGAACAUUAUGUGUUGCUGCUAUUUAAAUCAAUAGAUGACGGAAACAAAGAAAUUGUACAAUUGAUAAUAGAACAUAAUUUUAAUCUUAAUAUAUGUUAUGAAAUCAACGAAUCACCUUUGUGUAGGGCUACAUCUCUAGGUCAUUAUGAGAUAGUAAAAUUGUUGUUAAAACACGAUUUUGAUUCUUAUAUUUGUAAAAAUGAUUAUAAAUCACCUCUCCACAUAGCUGCAUUAAAGGAUCACACUCAGAUUGUAAUAUUACUGCUUGAAAAUAACAAUAAUCCUAACAUACUAUAUCAGGACGGACAAUCAGCCUUGCAUAUUGCAACGCAUAAAAGUCAUUUAGAGAGAGCAAAAAUAUUGUUGCAACAUAAAUGUGAUCCUAAUGUAUGUGACAAAGAGAAAGAAUCACCAUUGUUUAUCGCUUCACAAAGUGGUAGUACUAAUAUUGUAAAAUUAUUGUUGGAUAAUGAUUGUGAUCCCAAUGUAUGUAAUAAACACAAUCAGUCACCUCUGUUUAUGGCAUCUCUGAGGGGUUAUAUUGAGAUUGUCAAGUUAUUGUUGAAUCAUAAUUCCGAUCUUAAUAUAUGUAAUGAAUACAGUGAAUCGCCUUUGUUUGCCACAUCACGGCGAGGUCGAGCUGAUAUCUUAAAGUUAUUGUUAGAUCAUAAUUCUGUUCCUCAUUUAUAUAAUAGAUACAAUGAUUCACCCCUGUCUAUUGCUUCGUUUUGGGGUUAUACUGAGAUUGUUAACUUAUUGUUAUGUUAUAAUAGUGAUACUCAAAUGUAUAAGGGAUGUGCUAAAUUUUCUCUGUUUACGGCUUUACAGUGCGGUCAUACAGAGAUUGUAAAAUUAUUGUUAGAAAAUAAUUGCGAUCCUGAUGAAUGUAAUAAAUACCAAGAAUCUCCCCUAUUUGUUGCUUCAUUUCUGUGUCAUACUGAAAUUGUAAAAUUAUUGUUUGAUUAUAAUUGUGAUCCUCAUGUGUGUAAUGUAAACAAUGAAUCCCCACUUUUUACUGCGUCGAGAUGGGGAUUUACUCAGAUUGUUGAAUUAUUGUUAGAUCAUAGGAGUCGUCCUAAUCUAUGUAAUAGAGACAAUGAAUCGCCUUUGUUUGCCGCUUCGUGUAAAGGUUAUAUUGAUACUGUAAAAUUGUUGUUAGAUCAUAAUAGUGAUGCUAAUAUUUGUAAUAGAGACAAGAAAUCACCUCUGUUUGCCGCUUGUUUUCAAGGUCACACUGAAGUUGUAAAAUUAUUGUUAGAUUAUAAUAGUGAUGUUAAUAUUUGUAAUAAGGACAAAAAAUCACCUCUGUUUGCCGCUUGUUUUCAAGGUCACACUGAAGUUGUAAAAUUAUUGUUAGAUCAUAAUUGUGAGCCUAAUAUAUGUAAUAAAGACAAUGAAUCUCCUUUGUUUAUCGCAUCAUACUAUGGUCAAACUGAUGUUGUCAAUUUAUUGUUAGAUCAAAAUAGUGAUGUUAAUAUUUGUAAUAAAGACAAUAAAUCACCUCUGUAAAUCGCUUCCUCUUACGGUCAUACAGAAAUUGUAAAAUUAUUGAUAGAUCACAAUUGUGAUCCUGAUAUAUGUAAUAAAGACAAUAAAUCACCCCUGUUGGCCGCUUUUUUUGAAGGUCAUAUUGAAACUGUAAAAGUAUUGUUAGAGCAUAAUUGUGAUCCUAAUGUAUGUAAUAAUGACAAUGAAUCUCCUCUGUUUAUCGCAUCAUACUAUGGUCAAACUGAUACAGUAAAAUUAUUUUUAGAACAUAAUAGUGAUGCUAAUAUAUGUAAUAAAGGCAAUAGUUCUCCUCUGUUGGUCGCUUCCUUAUACGGUCAUACUGAAAUUGUAAAACUAUUGUUAGAUUACAAUUGUGAUCCUCAUAUAUGUAAUUAAGACAAUAAAACACCCCUGAUGGCCGCUUUUUUUCAAGGUCAUAUUGAAAUUGUAAAGCUAUUGUUAGAUCAUAAGUGUGAUCCUAACGCAUGUUAUAAAGACAAUGAAUCUCCUCUGUUUGUAGCUUGUUCAUCAAAUCGUUGUAAAACUGAUACUGUAAAAUUAUUGUUAAAUUAUGAAAGUGAUCCUAAUAGAUAUAAUAAAGACAACGAAUCACCUAUGAUUGUCGCAUCAUACUAUGGUCAUUCUAUGGUUGUGAAGUUAUUGUUAUAUUAUAAUAGUGACGCUAAUAUAUGUAAUAAAGACAAUGAAUCUCCUCUUUUCGUCGCUUCCUCUGUCGGUAAUACUGAAACUGUAAAAUUAUUGUUAGAUCAUGAUAGUGAUGCUAAUAUCCGUAAUAAAGACAAUAAAUCUCCUCUGUUUGUCGCUUCCUCUUAUGGUCGUACUGAAAUUGUUAAAUUAUUGUUAGAUCAUAAAAGUGAUCCUAAUAUAUGUAAUAAAGACAAUAAAUCUCCUCUGUGUGUCGCAUGUGCAUCAUAUCGCUGUAAUAUUGAAAUAGUAAAAUUAUUGUUAGAUCAUAAUGGUGAUCCUAAUAUAUGUAAUAUAGACAAUAAAUCUCCUCUGUUUGUCGCAUGUGCAUCAUAUCGCUGUUAUACUGAUACUGUCAAAUUAUUGUCAGAUCAUAAAAGUGAUCCUUAUAUAUGUAAUAAAGACAAUGAAUCUCCUCUGUUUGUAACAUGUGCAUCAAUUCGUUGUAAUACUGAUGCUGUAGAAUUAUCGUUGUUAGAUGAUGAUUAUUAUAUUCUUAUGAAUAAUGAAGACACUUCUUUUCAAAAUCAUAUUGAAAUUAUAAAAUUAUUGUUAGAUCACAAUUAUGAUCCUAAUAUUUGUAAAAAAGAUAAUAGAUCUCCUUUGUUGGUCGCUUCCUGUGAUGAUCAUUCCGAAAUUGUAAAAUUAUUGUUGGAUCAUAAUAGUGAUCCUAACCAAUGUAAUAAAGAUAAUAAAUCACCUCUGUUUGUCGCAUCAUACUAUGGUCAAACUGAGGUUGUGAAGUUAUUGUUUGAUUAUAAUAGUGAUGCUAAUAUUUGUGAUGAAGACAAUGUAUCACCUCUGUUGGUUGCUUCCUUUGGUGGUCAUACCGAAAUUGUAAAAUUAUUUUUAAAUUAUAAUAGUGAUCCUUAUAUAUGGGAUAAACUCAAAAAAACAACUUUGUUGGUCGCUUUAUUUCAAGGUCAUAUUGAAAUUGUAAAAUUAUUGUUAGAUCAUAAUUGUGAUCCUAAUAUGUAUAAUAAAGACAAUAAAACUCCUCUGUUUGUCGCUUGUGCAUCAUAUUGCUGUAAUAUUGAUACUGUAAAAUUAUUGUUAGAUCAUAAAAGUGAUCCUUAUAUAUGUAAUAAAGACAAUGAAUCUCUUCUGUUUGUAGCAUCAUACUAUGGUCAUUCUAUGGUCGUGAAGUUAUUGUUAGAUCAUAAUGGUGAUCCUAAUAUAUGUAAUAUAGACAAUAAAUCUCCUCUGUUUGUCGCAUGUGCAUCAUAUCGCUGUAAUACUGAUACUGUCAAAUUAUUGUCAGAUCAUAAAAGUGAUCCUUAUAUAUGUAAUAAAGACAAUGAAUCUCCUCUGUUUGUAACAUGUGCAUCGAUUCGUUGUAAUACUGAUGCUGUAGAAUUAUCGUUGUUAGAUGAUGAUUCUUAUAUUCUUAUGAAUAAUGAAGACACUUCUUUUCAAAAUCAUAUUGAAAUUAUAAAAUUAUUGUUAGAUCACAAUUGUGAUCCUAAUAUUUGUAAAAAAGAUAAUAGAUCUCCUUUGUUGGUCGCUUCCUGUGGUGGUCAUUCCGGAAUUGUAAAAUUAUUGUUGGAUCAUAAUAGUGAUCCUAACAUAUCACUACAAACCAGUAAAAGUCUGAAAUGGCCUAUAUCUGUACUCGACUGUACUGAUUUUUACUCGACCAGUCUGAAUUGGUCUGAAUUUUACUCGACAUUACUCGACCCCUUACAUUACUUAACCAUACUCGACCGUACUGAUUUGUACUUGACCCUUAUCUUUGCCAUUGAAAAUAGUCUGAAACAGUCUUAACCCAUUCUCGACCUGUACCCGACCAAUUUUUUCAUUUUAAACCAUACUCGACCAAAGGUCUGAACAAUACUCGACCAGUCUGAACCAUACUUGAACAAAAAACCUAUCCUUUUUUUUAAUUUUAGCUGUUAAAAUUAGUUUCUUUUUUAUUGACGUGACAACAGCCACAAUAAAAUAAAGAUAUAUAUAAAAACAUAUUUUUACAUCCUUACAUGAUUCUCAAAUUUAUCAAAUAGAGAUAGUUAAACUAAAUUAUCUUAUAUGAUAAUUUAAUUAUAUUGAUUUUAAAGUUUUAGAGUUUUGUUAAAAAAAAGGUUUUCUUUUAACUAAAAACCACACCUUUACUGAGGGUAAUAAAACCUUAUUAAGGUGCUUCUUGUUUGGCAUGUGUUUUUUUUUUUUUUUUUUUAACUUAAUUUUCCUAAAUUCCUAAAGAAAAACUAUAUAGGUUUCAUGGUUACAUACAAUAGUUAUAUAAUUAUCUUUUUAAUGAGGUAACAACAGCCAAAAAAUCACUGAAAUUGUUUAACCUUUUAUUAGAAAUAUAUCUAUUCUUAUUAUAAUUUGGGGUAUUAUAUAUAAUAUAUAUCAAAAAGGGAUAAAAAAAUUAAAGAAAUAGAUAAAAUUUUUCUUCUGACUAGUGGUAAAGUAGAAAGUAAUAUCUCCUGCUUUGGGCAAACUCAUUAAAAAGAUCACACCUGGUCAGAGAGUAUUAAUUUCUUAUUAACAUUCAUUAAAAAUUGCAACAUCCUGUAAAACUUAAAUCGCAAGGCCUUUUGAAUUCACUAGAUAAGUAAUACACGAGUUUAAGAAAAAAAGGGCUUUCUUUUUACCUGUAAACCACACAUGUACUGAGGUAAAUAAACCUUAUUAAAGUGCUUCUUGUAUGCCAUGUCUUUAAUUUUGACAAAAGUUAUUUAAAUUUAAUUGAAAUAAAUUUUUUAUGCAACUUUGGAACACAUUUCCUUUUUUAAAUGGUUAUCAAGGAUUGCUACGGAAGUUCUAUUAUCAUGAUUAUAUUAAAUUCUUGGUUUUACAAAACAAAGGUGUGAUUUUUAAAAUUUAUUAAGUUGCUUUAUAUACUAUUUUAAAUAUAUUUUAAUAAAAAAAAAAUGUUCACUGCAUUAUUAACUAAACUCAACUGACACCAUAAAUCUAUACAAGGCUUAAGUAAAUGGUGAAAAUUGUCCAGUAACCAUAUAAUAUAUCUGAAACAUUCAAAAAAAUUUGAAUAACAUUGAAAAUAUAAGUCACAAUUCAGUUUUGAGAUUAUUUGAUCAGCUUGUUUUAUUUUUAUUUUAAAGGUGAUAUAUAUAAGUAAGCGUUGAUAAAUAUGGUGUUGAAUUUAUAUUAUGUUUAUUGUGAAAUUUUGGUUUCAAUGCCAUAUUGGUUACAUUUUGAAUUUCAAAUUGUUGUUCAAAUUUCUAGCCAGGGAAAAUAACUGUUAAAAACAGUUCCUAAAUUGAUAAAAUACAAUAGAUAGAUACAAAAAUUAGGUCUAGGUUGGUUAAGACUGAGUCGAGAAUGGUUCAGACUAGGUCGAGUAUGGUUCAGACUAGGUCGAGCAUGGUUCAGACGAAAAUAAAAUGGUUAAGUACUGGUCGAGUAAAGGUCGAGUACAAGUUCAGACUGUUAAGUAUGGUUCAGACUACAGUCGAGUAUUAUCAAGUAAAUUUCAGACCAAUUCAGACUGGUCGAGUAAAAAUCAGUACAGUCGAGUACAAAUAUAGGCCAUUUCAGACUUUAACUGGUUUGUAGUGUAUGUAAUAAAGAUAAUAAAUCACCUCUGUUUGUCGCAUCAUACUAUGGUCAAACUGAGGUUGUGAAGUUAUUGUUAAAUUAUAAUAGUAAUGCUAAUAUUUGUGAUGAAAACAAUGUAUCACCUCUGUAUGUCGCUUCCUCUGGUGGUCAUACCGAAAUUGUAAAAUUAUUAUUAGAUUAUAAUAGUGAUCCUUAUAUAUUUGAUAAACUCAAAUAAAGAUAAUGAGUCUCCUCUUCAAGCUGCUAUACGUAGAAACCAUACUGAAAUUGUUCGUUUAUUAAACAAAUACCAUUUUGUCGAUAUUUGUCAUGAUGCCACUUCCUAAUCGUUCUCAACUUACGAAGGUCAAAUAUUGAAAAACAUUUGUAAUUGUAUCACUCAAGGGAUGAGGUAUGACAAGACCCAUUAAGGCCCAUGACAUUUCAAUUUUUUAUCUAAUCAUUUAAGGAAGUAUGUUCAUUUAUAUGAUAUAAAACGAUGCUAGACAGGCUUAUGUCUUAUGAAUAUCUGAAGUAUGUCACUUGGCAGUUUUGUAAAAAGAAAAUGAUUUACGAAUGAAGGGACCAAAAAAAGAGUCAUUAUCUUAUCUGUUUUUUGGAAUAUGCAAUAGUAUUUGUUUGUUGUUUAAUGUUUAUGUUUAUUUCUUUAAUAAAUGUUUGAAUUAUA